Benincasa hispida (wax gourd) is the source of this 1220-nucleotide messenger RNA. Its product is annotated as SPX domain-containing protein 1-like. The record is from RefSeq and is a predicted model, not a curated record. NCBI's taxonomy places the organism in Eukaryota, Viridiplantae, Streptophyta, Magnoliopsida, Cucurbitales, Cucurbitaceae. Gene Ontology annotation, biological process: cellular response to phosphate starvation.
GAAUAUUCUCCCUUUCCGCUUAUAUUACCGUCUUCCUCGUCUUCCUCGUCUUCCCUCUUUCAUUUUCCCCACUAAUUUUAACUUCACUCACUUUCCUUCACAAUUUUCUUCCCCAUUAUCCGAUUUUCUUCCAUUUUUACACACAUGAAAUUCGGGAAAAGUCUCAGCAACCAAAUCGAAGAGACCUUGCCGGAAUGGCGGGACAAAUUCCUCUCCUACAAGGACCUUAAGAAGAAGCUCAAACUUGUACAGCCUAAGUCCGGCGACAUUAACCGGCCAUCCAAAAAGCCCAAGCUCGACGCCGACGCCGAUUCCAUCUCCAAUGAAGUCAUUGAUUUCAUUACUCUCUUAGAAAAGGAACUCGAGAAAUUCAAUUCGUUCUUCGUCGAGAAGGAGGAGGAGUACAUAAUCAGAUUGAAGGAGUUACAAGAUAGUGUAGCUAAAGCAAAAGACUUUGACGAAGAGUUGAUACAAAUUCGUAAAGAGAUUGUUGACUUUCAUGGCGAGAUGGUUUUGUUGGAGAAUUACAGUGCUCUUAACUAUACAGGCCUUGCUAAAAUCCUCAAGAAGUAUGACAAAAGAACAGGUGCACUUAUUCGCCUACCCUUUAUACAGAAGGUACUGCAACAGCCCUUCUUCACCACAGACCUACUCUAUAAGCUUGUCAAAGAGUGUGAGGCAAUGCUAGACCGCCUCUUCCCUGCAAAUGAACAGCCUGCAUUGGCCGAGGCAGCUGACAGCAAUGAGGGAUGUGCUCCUAGAGCAUCUUCCACAGCCACCCCGAACAACGAUGGGAUUCUUGGAAUGCCUAAGGAACUAGCAGAGAUUGAGCACAUGGAGAGCGUGUAUAUGAAGAGCACGCUGUCAGCGUUGCGAGUUCUGAAAGAAAUUCGAAGUGGAAGCUCGACUGUCAAUGAAUUUUCAUUGCCACCAUUACAGAUAAAUGGACUAGAGGGGACAUGGAAAAAAGUCCCUGUGCUUGAACAGGAAGCCGUAGCUAAGUAGAGUUUGGCUUUCAGAAGAUAACAUCACUUUAUUUCAUUACUUUUAUGACAGCAUCUUGUAAGAAUGAAUUAGAUACUAAAAAACAUGUAAAAUCUUAAAUAUAAAUCCCCCCAAAAAAAUAGUAAGUUGAAAGGGAGUGUUCUUUUUUCCUGUUUGCCAUGUUUUUGUUUGUGGCAGUCAAAUGGUUUUAUACAAAUCUCAGAUGCAUUUGAGCA